CUCGAGUUUAUCGGGCAUCAACUCGUACCCUAGGCUUUGCAUCCCUGGGGAGGGGGAGGAGCCAGUUUCUUUGCUUUUGAGUCGAUGGCUGCUGUAGCAUAUCCCCGCUGAAGCUUUCUUCGCCCAGACCUGCGCCUGUGGCCAUGUCUGAUAUCGGCAGCGGAGGGCUGCACCACAUGGACCAACGUGUUUCCGCGUUGCCCAGCAGCUCUCAUUGGACCCACUAGUGUGCUCGGACACCAGCCAGCAGUGUCGCCAGUCGAGUCGCCGGACGACUGCAGGCGGCAGAAGGCAUCUGUGUGUUUGGUCUCGCCAGCCUCUCCCGUCCCCUUUGUGUGUGUUGAGUGGCGGCCUUUGUGCUGACUGAGGGUGUUGUGGUGCGCCGGUGCGAUGCCGAUAUCGCGUUUCAACGAAACGGGGCUCAAGCCCCUCCCGACCUCCGACGAGCCGCUCGACGUCGACAUAGAGGUACGCCCGGUGCGUCGCUGGGUCCAGGGGCGCGUGCCGUCAGUCAGGAUACCGUUGUGUGCGGUGUCUGUGUGUUUGUGGGCGUGCAGACGUUUCCCGACUUCGACCACAUGCUGUAUUACUUUGAGUUUGCGUACAUCGGCGAAGCUGGGCGAGGCGGGUACGUACCCACACGACGACACGGAGACAGACAGACAGACAGACGCACUCACUCAGGGACCACCAAGUCAUCCAUCCAUUCGUGUGUAUGGGGGGGUGCCAUAUGUCUGCUGUCUCUGCCUCAGCAAUGGGUUCCUGAUCAAGGUGGAGCACAAGUUCAACACUGGCCAGCUGUGGGCCGUCAAGGCCAUCCCGCGCAGCUCGUUCGGGUCUGUAUGCUAUGCCACACAACACGCCACAGGACGCCACACCAUAACGUCCCUCUCCCUCCCUCCCUCAUUCAUUCAAGUGUGUUGUCUUGUGCACAUUACAUUGUGUGUGUGCAAGGAGGCGCCAGGCCUGUGCACCGAGGCCGAGUUUGCCUCGAAGUACGCCCACCUCGUCCGGCUGCCCCUCUGCAAAAACCUCUGUGCCAUCACUGACGUCGUCCAGGACGACACCUGGUUCUAUGUCGUGAUGGAUUUCGCUGAGGGCGGGGUUUGCCCAGACGGACCGCUUCCCGAGGACGACGCCAGGCGCAUCGCAAGGGACAUAUUCAACGGCCUCGAGAUGCUGCACUCACAUGGCGUAAGCAGCCAGCCAGGGAGUGAGUGGGUGGAUGUAGGAGGGAGCCACCAACUACUGUACUGUGCGUGUGUGUGCAGCUGACCCACGGUGACGUGUCGCUCAACAAUAUUAUGAAGACGGGCAAGGACAAGCGCGAGAGAUACAUGUUGGUCGACUUCGACAACGUAUUGACGCCCACCAGCCCCAAACCAAUCUCUGUCAUCGGCACACCCAAGUUCCUCGUAAGCCACUCAUCCAACCCACAGACACGCACACACGCACACACACACACACAGACACAGACACUGCAUCUGUUGAUCUCUCUGUGAGUGUGGCGGGCACUGGCAGGCCCCUGAGGGCAUCUCGCGUUUCGAGUAUUCUCCCGCCAGCGACAUGUGGGCCAUGGGCGUCGCCAUGUACGCACACACACACACUGUCAACACACACAUGACACCCAUGUGUAUGUGUGGUGUGUUGUGGUGUGCAGCUAUCAGUUGCUGACGGGACGGUAUCCGUUCAACAUACGAGACGACGGCGCCAUCGACGAAGGCCGACUGCUGUGGAAGAUGCAUCGGGUGGGUGGGGGGGUGAGCGAUCCAUCCAUCCAUCCAGCCGUCCAGCCGACCAGCCGACCAUUCAUUCAUUCAUUCUGUCUGUCGUGUGUGUCCAUUUGGGUGCGGUGCAGGGCGUUUACUUCUACCCGCACGACGCCGUGUCGCCGCUGGCUAAGGACCUGGUGCGGAAGCUCUUGACGGCGGACCCUGACAGCCGCAUCCAAUCAGGUGCGGUGGACACGUGAGAGUCGUGAUUCUCUGACACACACGAGUGUGUCUAUGUGUGUCCGUCUGUCUGUUCGUGUGUGUACAGCGUCUAAGGCGUUAGAGCACCCCUGGCUGAGUGCGGCCGGCAACCCCGAGCCCACCCACUCUUCGCCAUGCCCUCCCUGUAGCGACGAAUGAGUUUGUUGUGAUGGGCAAGGAGCCACACGCCAGGCCUUCCUUCGUGUGUGCGGCCGGCAAGUCAGUGCAGACAGAGAGGCAGUCGUGGUGCGUGGGAGAGAGGCCUUCGUGUGUGUGUUGGUUGACGCAUGCCUUUGGGGGGUUGGGGUGUUGUGCUAUGCGUGCUGACAGCGUCCAUCGAUGGAUGUUUGUAUGUGUACAUAUGGUGUCCUCAUUCAUGUGUGUGCGCUGAGAUGCGUCCGUGUGUGUGUAUAGCGAUCGACCGACCGUGGGCGUGGGCAGACGUACUCGUCAAUCUGUGUGCAGCUGGUCAUCCCUGUAGCCAUUUGGAGAGUCCACCACGGAUGGGUCCUGUCCAGCCAUGCAGGCACGACG
Molecule: messenger RNA, 2507 nt
Organism: Vitrella brassicaformis
Lineage: Eukaryota; Vitrellaceae
Source: the annotation of a GenBank genome assembly